This is a messenger RNA of Notodromas monacha, 2445 nucleotides long. NCBI's taxonomy places the organism in Eukaryota, Metazoa, Arthropoda, Ostracoda, Podocopida, Cyprididae. The record is from the annotation of a GenBank genome assembly.
AGUUUUAGUUCGUCAGAAAGAAAGAAGUGUUUUGAAAUGAGUCGAAGAACACCCCAUUUUUUAAUACCACUAACUUUCCUCGUGUUGGCCUUUUUGGGACUUUCUGUCGCCGGAGUAGGAAAACGGCGCCGUUCGGCGCCUUACCCAUUCCUCGGGAAGAACAGGUAUCGUUACCCCGUGCACUUGCUGAGCAGACAUGACACGGAAAUGGACAUGAAGAAACGCUAUGAUCCGUUGAUGAGAGCAGAAAACCUGAGCCCCCAGGACGUGUCACGUGGACUCGUCGACGAGCCGGACUUGCAGCACUUUUUGCGAAGGGCUGAAGAAUCAGCCGACGACGACGACGACGACAGCGACGAAAGAAAUAGCGACAGCGACGAAGAUGACGACAGUUCUUCGUCGGAUGAAGAGGAUGACAGGAAACGGAAACGGAUCCCGAGUUUACGCGAAAUCAAAGAGUCGCGAAGAGGAAGAGAAGAUGACGACGACGAUGAUGAUGAUGAUGACAGCAGCGAGGAAGAAGAAGACGAUCGCAAGAAGCGUUUCCGGCCGGCGCCACCCGGCAUGCCGUACAUCGCAUUGCCGGAACCCUACGGCGGCCCACGACGACCGCCUUCCACCUCCGCCGCCCAACGCAACCCGUUCCACGUGCCCGGCUACGGGUUCAAGCGUAGAAGGCGGAUCUUUGCGUCAGACGGGUACGCCGGAUGGCAACGACUGCCGCCAACUGUUCGCCCACAUCGCGCUUUUUUACUACAAGCACGUGUCCAAGACGUCAAUGAUGAUGAUGAUCGUGGUGAUGAUCAUGAUGAUGAUGAUGAUAACUCUAGUGAGUCGGAUGAUGAAGACAGCGUGGAGGAAAGUCGAUACCAGCAAGACAAACGUAAAUUCAUGCUUCCAGUCCACUUCAAUCGCUGGUCAUCCGACGAAGACGAGUCUUCCGAGUACAAAAAACGCUUCGCGCUCAAACGCAAAUUCGCUCUUCCUCCCAGGAAACAAUCUCGUUAUUCAGACGAAGAUGAACAAGACGACGACGACGAUGAUGAUGAUGACGAGAAGAAAAAGAAGAAGAAACGUGUCCCACCCCCACUGCCAAUGGGCGGCAAUAAACUCUCCGACUACUUCGGCUUCGACAAGCGCAAGAAACGCGACACCGGGGCGACACUCGUCAACAAUAACACAACCCCCACCACCACCAGUCUAAUAAUAAACUCUCCCAGCACUGAAACCCCCGGAAAAAAUCCGGAUCCCGACCAAGGUCUCGAAGAAGAUUACACCUUUCGAAGGAAGCGACUCGCGAUGCGAGCGAAUGGGCGCCUUAUUGCUGCCGGCGAAUGGCAUCAACCCCAGCAGCAGCGGAUGAGGUUCAACUGGGUGCGGCCCAGCGAAUGGCUUCACAGGAUCCAGAUGCACCCGAGCAGGGAAAGGUACCCGAAAAAGCCACGGGAAUACGGGUUAUUGAAACGGAGUCGUGAAGAAGAAGAAGACGACGACGAAGAAGCAGAAGAUGAUGAUGAUGAGAAAAAGAAGAAGCGGAGUAAUGCAUCAUGGAUGCAUCAAGCAGGACCCGGAAGACCGGUUGGGUUGAUCCGGAAAUUCAGACCGGAUCCUGAAAAACGUUUGUAUUUCGCCAAGAAAUUCCCCGUGGGUGAUGAUGAUGAUAGUGCCCUGGCUGGGAUCGACAACCAAGUACGCGAAAUGGCAGAAUCCAGAGAGACUUACCCAAUAUCCGAGCUAAGGAACCGACUCAGAGCCGUCGAACUGAUACAUGAGGUCAAAGAUGCUCUCGACAGCGACAGUGACGACGACGACGACGAUAGCAACAGCGAUGAAAAACACGGACAUCGACCGCAAGGCAUUGACCUGAUCCGAAAGAAGAAACAAGCAGACGAUGAAGAAACGUGCCCAGCAUUGGACAACGUUUUGCAGGGAUGCGUCCGAGCAUCACGGAUAGCGGGAGACAACGAACUCCGUUUUGUGGAUGCUUGCAACAUCCACGAGCUCUGCAAACUUUGCGUGAACGAUGAAGAAACGUGCCCAGCAUUGGACAACGUUUUGCAGGGAUGCGUCCGAGCAUCACGGAUAGCGGGAGACAACGAACUCCGUUUCGUGGACGCUUGCAACAUCCACGAGCUCUGCAAACUUUGCGGCAACAAAAAUAAUUUGAUAAUUGAAGACCUAAUCAAAGCAUUGAACAUGGAAAUCCCGCAGGGAGAAGGGUUCAGUGUGAUGACGUCCAACGACUGCGACGGGAUCCUCCUCGACAAGAUGGAAGACGUGUGUCCCAACGAAGAACCCGGGUGUCUGGAGCUUGCCUACCACAUGACAAUCGCAGUUGACAAGCUUAACCCCGGUGGCGAAGAAGACCCCAAUCAGUGCUAUCAAGAAUCAUGCGUCUCCAAGUAUCUCAAGCGACAAUUCGGCGAUUUAAUGCCGUUCCGAUAA